UAUCAAACGAACGUAAAAACCAUCGUACAUUCAAGCGUAAAAUUGAUCUUACGACAAGAUUCACGUGUGAUUCAUUAAAUGUUCCUACGCAGCCAAUCUUGUCGUACGAUUAAUCGCUCUUUGAUAAAUGCGGCGGCUGAAAUCCAUCGUAAUUUACAUGUCACGCCCCUAUAAAUUCAGGGAGGUGAUGCCGCGCCCCUAUACAUUUUGCGAGAUGGCGAAACGGAAUCCCGUCAAAAAGAAAAACUUCUCUGAAUUAGAGCUUGACGUUUUAAUUACACAGGUUCAGUCAAACCAGCUAGUAUUGUUCGGCAGCUUAAAAAGUGGCAUUAAAGGAAGCCAAAAAAACGCAGUUUGGAACGAAAUAACAGCUGCCGUCAACAGCGUUGGCGAUGUUAACAGAACAUCUGUUGAGGUGAAGAAGAAAUGGGCCGACCUCAAACUUUCAACCAAAAAGCGUCUUGCGGCCCUAAAACGCAGCACCACGCAAACUGGAGGAGGCCAGCCAGACCCUAGGUUUGUGCUGACUCCAACAGAGGAGCGUGUGUCUGCACUCAUCGGACCAGAAUCAAUUGUGGGAAUAAGUGUCGGAGGAGACACGGACGAGCAUGUUUCUAUCCAUGAGGAGGAUAUGUCAGAGGCAAGCACAAGCGGUACUCAUUCUACACAAACCAGCCUGGAGCCUGCCGCACAAAGCCAGCCAACCUCGAGCUGUCACACCGCACAUUCGUUCUCCACCCAAAGACCACGACAACCGUGGGUUGUGACAGCCGAGGUCCUGGCGAAACAAACAGAAAUAAUCCAGGGAAUAACAGCGAUAAAUCAUUCAUUAAUUGCAAUAAAUGAAACUUUAAAGCAAAUAAACGAGAAUCUAAAAACGAAAUCUCAAAAAUAA
This is a messenger RNA of Labeo rohita (rohu), 895 nucleotides long. RefSeq names its product nuclear apoptosis-inducing factor 1-like. Lineage: Eukaryota; Metazoa; Chordata; Actinopteri; Cypriniformes; Cyprinidae. Gene Ontology annotation, cellular component: nucleus. The coding region runs from base 128 to 895 and encodes 255 amino acids. The record is from RefSeq and is a predicted model, not a curated record. The transcript is spliced from 3 exons.